Larimichthys crocea (large yellow croaker) is the source of this 6347-nucleotide messenger RNA. RefSeq names its product guanine nucleotide binding protein (G protein), alpha 11b (Gq class) (gene gna11b). NCBI's taxonomy places the organism in Eukaryota, Metazoa, Chordata, Actinopteri, Sciaenidae. Gene Ontology annotation, cellular component: cytoplasm; heterotrimeric G-protein complex. The coding region runs from base 184 to 1089 and encodes 301 amino acids. Gene Ontology annotation, molecular function: GTPase activity; guanyl nucleotide binding; G protein-coupled receptor binding. The record is from RefSeq and is a predicted model, not a curated record. Gene Ontology annotation, biological process: adenylate cyclase-modulating G protein-coupled receptor signaling pathway. The transcript is spliced from 7 exons.
AGCGAGCUAACGUUGGGGACUGGCACAGAUAUCAACCGUUAACGGGCGGUUUUGGAUGUCGCGACACUGCAGCUUUGACUUGGAUAAGAUUGGACCAAACGGUGACAGGAGACAGGAGAGGAGGGAGUUUGAUGAUAUAAAGCAGGUACGGGAGAAAGCGGCAAGAGCACCUUCAUCAAGCAGAUGAGGAUCAUCCAUGGAGCCGGGUACUCAGACGAAGAUAAGCGAGGCUUCAUACGGCUCGUUUACCAAAACAUCUUCACCUCCAUGCAGUCCAUGAUCCGUGCCACCGAGACCCUUAAGAUCCCCUACAAGUUUGAACAGAACCGGUCUAAUGCCAUGCUCGUGAAGGAGGUGGACAUCGAGAAGAUCAAUGGCUUCGACCAACCUUACAUCACGGCUAUCAAAACCCUGUGGGCAGACCCAGGGAUCCAGGAGGCCUAUGACCGCCGCAGAGAGUACCAGCUCUCUGACUCCACUAAAUAUUAUCUUUCCGAUCUGGAUCGUAUUGCAGAUUCCAACUAUCUUCCCACUCAGCAGGAUGUGCUCAGGGUGCGCAUCCCCACCACAGGAAUCAUAGAGUACCCAUUCGACUUGCAAAGCAUCAUUUUCAGGAUGGUGGACGUAGGGGGUCAGAGGUCAGAGAGGAGGAAGUGGAUUCACUGCUUCGAGAAUGUCACCUCCAUUAUGUUUCUCGUGGCGCUGAGUGAGUACGACCAGGUCCUGGUGGAGUCGGACAACGAGAACCGUAUGGAGGAGAGUAAAGCCCUGUUCAGGACUAUCAUUACCUACCCCUGGUUUCAAAACUCCUCCGUCAUCCUCUUCCUGAACAAGAAGGACCUGCUCGAGGAGAAGAUCGCCUACUCACACUUGGUGGACUAUUUCCCUGAGUUUGAUGGUCCUCAGAGAGAUGCACAGGCGGCGCGGGAGUUCAUCCUCAAGAUGUUUGUGGACUUAAACCCAGACAGCGACAAGAUCAUCUACUCUCACUUCACUUGUGCCACGGACACUGAGAACAUCCGCUUUGUGUUUGCAGCUGUCAAAGACACCAUCCUACAGCUCAAUCUCAAAGAGUACAAUCUGGUGUGAGGGCUCCCCCCCCGUACGACGCGCAUCUCCUCCCCUCUGCACAAAGGCACCUCUUUUGGGAGUGUGUGCGCUCGACUCCACAUGCAUUACACAGCACAUCAUGCCGGCUCUCUCUCUCACACACACAGACACACACACACACACACACACACACACACUAAUAGAACCGUUUGUUUUUUCCAGUACAUUCACAAAUCGUCCCACCUGCGAACGCCGUCCCUCCUCUUUUCACCAAAGCUCGCCCUCUCUUCCUCCUUCGCUCGGCAGCUUGUUGUGUCAGAGUCCUCGCUCCCCCCAAAGCUGCUCCACGUGUCAGAUUUGGCCCCCUCCCCUCUUUUCGGCUGCUGGCUCUGGCACAUUUCAUCUGGCACACAAACCUUUCACACGGGCUGUACAGUGACUGAAGGGGACUUUGUUGUAUGUGUGUUUGUGUGUGUGUGCGUGCGUGUAUAUUUGGGGCAGCAUUGACUAGCGAGGAGCUGUGUUUUGGUGAAUAGCAGCAUCAAACCCCCACCCCCCUUUUCUUUUCUUUUUUUUUGGCCCUCUCCGGAGUUGACCCUCAAGAGGUGCGAGAUCAGAUCCUCCAUCGUGUCCUCUCGGAGCUCCCGUCAGCGUGGAAGGAAAGCAAAAUAUUACUGUUAUCUCCUGAAACCAACCGAGGACCCAGCCAGCGGCAUCAUGCCUCUCGGGACAGAGCGUUUUGGACUGGAAGUGAGGUCGGACACAAAGGGGGGGACGGGGCCGAGGAUUCUGUCUCCACUUCGCAUCGAUGAAUGUACCCACCAGUGUGAGCGUCACAAUCACAGAGAGGAAAAAAACAAAACAACAACUAGAAAUAUAUACUAUGAAGUAAAUGCAUAUGUAAACACACUUAAGACAAAAAGCACGAGAGGGCAAGACAUAGCUAAUCAAAAUCUGUUCGUUGCUUAGAUUUUUAAAAUGUUUUUAAUGAUAGAAAUUUGUUGCUAACGUCUACUUCUAUUUAACAAAUAACGGCUAAAAGGAACGGUGAUAAGAAGUGGUAAGAAAAUCUAUAAAAACUUUUAAACUUUGCAAAACAAAGACGUCUAAAAAAACGAAACAAAAAAAAAACAAAAGAAGAAGAAGCAACCAGAAAUUAAGUAUCCUUUAAAGGUUUCUGUGAGAUUUGUGUUUUAUCUUUUUUUUAAGUUAAUCACAUCGCUUCCCUCCUCCCAGAUGUUUGCUGUAUGGACUCGCAGGGACAAUCUUCCAUGUGACAACCCCGUCACAACAUCUGGCUCCACUGAUAACCUGUCACCCCCUUAUUACAAAACACUAGCUGCGGGUGAGAGCUCCCUGCUUUAUUUUUAUUUUUUGAGCAACAGGCUCUGCUCUGAUUGGUGGAAACAUAUGUGGAGGGAGGAGCGGGGGGAAGAGAGUGGGAUGAAGAGUGAUGUCAUCAGUGUUUAUCGGAGCACAGCUGCAGAAGUAGCUUAUUCGACAAAAUAAAAGCUUGUAAGCGUAAACGUGCCCGCAUCCUCCAGGCCUCCCCCCUCCCCUCGGGUGUGGAUGAAACUCACGCAGUGACAUCAAACCUGUGUCAGCCGUCCAAUCAGACACACUUCCUGAGGGUGACAUCAGGAGGUGCUUCUGUUUACUUUAUUCUUUUCUCUUUUUUUUACUGUAUAGUCACUUUGUUUAUAUAAAGAUUGCUUGCCGUCGAGUGGUGGGAGGAAAAUGGGGAGGGGGGGCUACGAACCUUUCACAGAAAAACGCACUCUGAAGUCUGCAAACGUUGUUUGUGUAUAUUUGUUUGUAAAUACAUAUACACAAAACACUCCUGUACAAAAAAAAAACAAAAAAACGCUCUGUGGUACACCAUCUUUGGCAAAAAAAAAAACAACACAAAAAAAGUAUCAACUUCUUUCAUUAGCAUACAGUUUUGAAUUUAUGGUAGUAGUGAUACUGUGAUUAUGGAUUUUUAUUUUUUAUUUUUUUGUUCACUUGAUUAUUAGGACUACACAGAGCUCAAGCGGUGUUGAGGAAGCGAAGGGCGAAGGAGCAUUAAGUCAGAGAUAAAGAGGUUCCUCUCGACUCCACACUACUGCAGACAGCUCUGGCUCCAGAGUAUAACUAACUAGGGCUGGUUUAAAAAAUCUUCACAGUAUGGUGACAAGAUGAUUUUAAGAGUAAUAAUAGAUUUUUUUUUUUUUUUUUAAUUUAUCUAAUUUAUGGACCAGGUUUGAAGGUGUUGAUAAUUUGACUGCUUUUGAUUCUGUCAUGUUUUUGAAGUGCUCCUUUUCUCAUGCCGGAGCCUACUUGAGUCUGAACUGCUGUAAAAAAAAACAAAAAACAAAAAAAACAAAACAAAAAAAACGAAUGUCUGGUAUAGUAAGGACUUUAUCUCUGCUUUCUAUUUCUUAUUGAGACAUUUCCAGUUGUACUUGCCAUCACAUCUGCAUCCAUGAUAAUACUGUUUGUUUGUUUUUUUUCUUUAGGAGCCCUCACGUUUGUUUUGUUUCAUUUGUUUGUUUUUUUUUAAUGAAGAAGAAACUCGUAUUUCCUCUCGGUUUAUAGACGCAGCGCUGUAACGCAUACCUAGAAAAAUGUACAGUACGAAACGUAGGUGGACUUUUUUAUCAGUGAUUGAAGACCCACGCGGUCCAUGCUUGCUAUUUGUAAUUUAACACAGGGGAGAAAAAAAAAAUCUGUUGUCGUUUUCUUUUCCUUUUUUUUUUUUUGCAUUCGUUAAUUUCCAGUUUUUUGAGGCUUGCUUUGAUUAGUGCCAGUGAAGUGCAGAUAUACUUUUUUGGUCUUUGACCUUUUCUACAGGUGACUUAUCCUUCAUCCUCAUUAAGGGCUAUCACAGUGCAUCAGGCAUCAGACGGCGGGGAGUGGGAGUGGGAGUGCAGGACCACAGUGAACCAAGUCAUCCACUACUAAUCCUUGUUUAGAAAUGGAGAUUACUUGCAGUAUGUGCUAUAAGAAGUACAGGCAGGACGUUAAUGCAAAUGUAAGGCGUGUGUGUAGAGAGUUUACCAACACUAAGCAGUUUCUCUUUGUAUGUAUUUCCCUUUUUUUGUGUGCGUGUGAAUUAAGCGGACCCAGUAUCUGGCUCUCUGACCUUCACUACUUGUUUGUUUGCAUUGGUAUCACAGUGUUACCUGUAAUACUUCAUGCAGUAUAGAAACACUAAUCACUAAAAGACACUACUACUACUACUACCAGGACAAGUAUUGCAUGUCCCCCCCCCAAGUAUUUGACUUAUAGCUGAUAGCCAAGUAAUGACCAUGCGUGUGGCUUUGCAUGUUUAACCCAUUGACUACAAAUCUCUCACUUUAUUACUGGUUUUUAAAUUGAUUUCCUACUUCAGCACGCAAGCCGUUGGUUUCCCAUUCACGCCAGUGACGUUUGAAUUGUAACUUGCAGGGACUUCAAACUUGAUUCUCAGAGAUGCUCCACACCACAGUGGGCAUUUAGUCUAUUUUCUUAAUGUGCACUUUUGUUCUUGCAACCACAGAACCUAAAAAAAAGACAAACAUUAGAGGACAAAUCCAACUAAAUAAGUUCUAAUACUCUUAACACUAAAAACUGAGUCAGAGGUACUGAAUUAAUCUAACUGACAGAAUGAACACUACACUUUAUAAUACCACUAAGAAAGAUCCAACACCUGAUCACUAAAUAACGUCAGUGUCGGCAGCAUAUCUAAUCUAAUCAGAGCACCCUCACACCUAAGAUGAUUUUCAUCACUCCGUGUUCUCAGCUGCGUUAAAUCACUAAAACGUGGAAACCAAAGGAUGCCAAACACUUAGGGAAUCAAUCUGAAAACUCUAAAGUAUGCUUCAAAAAUGUGAAGCAAUGAUGUAAAGUUUGAACACUUACAUUAAUGAGGCUAAAAUAUAUACAAUAAUUUUUUUUUUUAAAUGCCAGUGUGGUCCUUAACUGCCAUUGUGUUUGCUGAAACCGUGGAAGACAGCAGACAGCCAAACGUUAGACUGUUGUCGUAAAGAGAGGUCUGGAUGCCAGUAUUUAUAUGGAAUUACCAGUAUGGAUACCCAAGUAUUUAUCAGUAGUUGUGUUUUUAAGAUUUACCAUGUGUUGAGUGCAGCUCACUUCCAUGUUGUAUUAUAAAAGACUUGACACUACAACUCUGGCACAUGGUGAAGGGCUGACUGGCUGUUAGUGUGGGUUUGGUAGUGUGUUAGCGGCCCUGUGUUGCACAAUGUGUGUUUUUUUUUUUGUUUUUUUUAACACAUUUGAUCUCAACAUAUGAGUUGGAAAGAGUUGGAGGGCAGUGUCGGAUGAAAUCUCCUUCUCGUUCUUUCAUUCUUGUCCGUUUUCGAGCAGUAAGCAGUGGAAAGACUGGAUUGGGUUUUUCACUGUGGCGCUUAUUUAUUGCCUUUCAUCGCCUUGAAUACUGACACGUGGUGUUUGCGGGGUCCCUCCUUUUAAGGUUUUCGGAGCACGCUCGGUGACUUCUUUUGUGUGUGUGGCCGUCGUGCGACGUCCCCACCUUGUUGUGGGGGGGUCUUGUUAGAAGUGAGCGGAAUCAAACUGUCGGGCGUCGGCGCGGACUUGGUGCAUAUUCAAAGCUUAAACCUUGUUUCAUUUCCUCCGUGAUAAGAAAACAUUACCAGAACACUAUUAUUUAGGACCACUUGAUUAAUUUUUUUCCUCACUCCAAUGAAACCUGAAGGUCAAUUGUGUAGUGGUGUAUAAAAUGCUGUUUGUUUGUUUUUCUUUUUUCUUCAUUUUGUAUGUAAACCAACUGUAAAUGAUGUAUUAUACUGAGUGUGCCAACCCCACUCUCUCUAGAGCCAGGCUCUCUCUAAGUGCCAACGCUGUGGUCAUCAUCGAAAGGACCACCACCUGAGAUGGUCGCCCUUUUUAAAUAAAAACACACCGGAGACUAAAAGGAUAGAUGAUUAAGUACACACAAAGACUUUAUUCUGUAUUUAAGAUUGAAGAUUUAAAAGAUAAUCUGCUGUUUUUUAAGAAACUGUAAUUAUAAUUGCAUGUGCUGUUUAUUUUGUGUUGGAAGUGAGGGCUUUGAUGUUUUCAUUGAAGCAGAGCCCUUAAUGAAGGGGGUUCAAUCAGUUGGUUAUUAUCGAUUUUAUUGAUUUACAUAACUCUUGCCAUAUUUUUAUUUUUAUGUGUUUCAUGUAUUUGUUUCAACCACUGUUGCCUGAUCCUCAUUCAAACAUGAACAUGACUUAUGAUCAUUGCCGCCUUCUAAGAGAGAAACAUAAUGACAAGGUAUCUGUUUUAAAUUGAAAUAAAUUUGUUCCUAUACUUGC